Molecule: messenger RNA, 2516 nt
Organism: Panicum virgatum (switchgrass)
Lineage: Eukaryota; Viridiplantae; Streptophyta; Magnoliopsida; Poales; Poaceae
Product: pentatricopeptide repeat-containing protein At3g50420-like
Exons: 1
Coding region: 223-2382 (719 amino acids)
Biological process (GO): RNA modification
Molecular function (GO): RNA binding; protein binding
Source: RefSeq, a predicted model, not a curated record
GCAGGGAGCGCGGAGGAUGCGGACAUGCGGUUGCUGGAGAGGUUCGCCGUCGCUCAGGCGCCGCCGCCCAGGCCACGGCGUGGUUCUCCUUGCCCUUGCUUGUCUGGGAAUGAGAUCGCAUGAGCGACGAGCUCUGAAACUUUUGAAUUUGAAAUGACCACGCCUUUGCUCGCGGUGGCGUCGCACCCUUGAUAACGAGCGGUUUACGGCGCGUGCCGCUCCAUGUCGUCGCGCCUCGGCUUCUGCACCCUCGAGCCGGCGCUCGCCGCGGCGGCCGAGGCGCUGUUCCGCUCCGGCUCCCCGCCGCGCGCCGUCCUCCGGCGCGCGCGCGCGCUGCACGCGCUCCUCGUCGUCUCCUCCCUGCCCUCCGCGCCCCGCCCGGCGACCUUCCUCGCCAACCAGCUGCUUGCCCUCUACUGCCGCCACUCCGCCGUCCCCGACGCCCUCGCCCUCCUCCGCUCCACGCCGUGCCCCACCGUCGUGUCGUACAACACCGUCCUCUCCGCGCUCUCGCGCACCCCGAGGCACGCGCCGAACGCUUUCGGGCUAUUCCGCGGCCUGUACGCGUCGGGUCUCCGUCCCACCGCCCCCAGCCUCUGCGCAGUCCUCCGCGCCGCCGGUGCGCUCCGCGACGGUCACGCGGGCGCCGCGGUGCACGCGCAGGCCGCGGCGCUCGGCUUCCUCGCUAGCGACAUUGUUCCGACUGCGCUCCUACAGAUGUAUUCUGGGUGCGGGUCGCCGAGGGACGCCAACCAGGUGUUCGACGAAAUGACAAUGCGGGACGUGGUGGCGUGGAACUGCGUGAUGCACUGCAACGUACGGUAUGGCUACCUGGAGCGUGCACUGAGGAAGUUCUGUCAGAUGGUAAGCUUUGGGCUGGCUCCUACAGAAAGUACGCUUUCUUCAGUGCUGAGUGGGUGCGGGCGCUCUAGGGACUCGCACCAUGGGCGUGCACUCCAUGGAUUUGUGGUGAAAUCAGAGGAGCUUGAUCUUGAUUUGCCACUGCAGAAUGCACUGCUUGAUAUGUACUGCUGCUGCCGUGAUCUGGACACUGCGCUGCAAGUGUUUCAGAGGAUCGAGACACCAGACUUGGUGUCAUGGAACACCAUAAUUGCUGGAUUUUCUGGCGUCGGGGAUGGAUGGAGUGCUGUGCAGGCCUUUGUGCAGCUCAAGGCUGUGUCCUGUGAACAGCUUGCUCCUGAUGAGUAUACACUUGCAGCUGUGGUGUCUGCUGCCGCUGCAUUACCAGCAAUGUGUAGUGGCAAGCCGCUUCAUGCUGACAUAAUCAAAACUGGGUUGGAGAGCAGUGUCUUUGUUGCGAAUACACUAAUCAAUAUGUAUUUCACAAAUGAGGAGCCAGGUUCUGCUCAGAUUUUGUUUGAUUCCAUUAUGGUGAAAGAUGUAAUCAUGUGGACUGAAAUGGUUGCCGGCCAUUCAGCACUAGGUGAAGGAGAAUUGGCCCUGAAGUAUUUUAUUAGGAUGCUGGAGGAAGGGCACAAGGUUGAUAACUUCUCACUUAGCAGUGCUUUGAACUCCUCAGCAGAUCUUGCAGGCCUUAAGCAAGGGGAAAUGCUCCACGCCCAAGUGGUAAAAUGUGGUUAUGAAAAAAAUAUCUGUGUCUCUGGAAGCCUUGUAGACAUGUAUGCAAAAAACGGUGCUCUUGGAGAUGCCUAUUCAGUUUUCUGUACCAUACAUAAGGCAGAUUUGAAGUGCUGGAAUUCUAUGAUAGGAGGAUAUGGCAAUCAUGGGGAUUAUGAAAUGGCAUUCAAACUAUUUGGUGACAUGAUUCACGGUGGGCUGCUGCCUGACCAUGUAACCUACAUCUCUCUCCUUUCUGCUUGUAGCCAUUGUGGACUGGUUGAGAAAGGAAAACUUUAUUGGUCCUGGAUGAUCACUGAUGGCAUUGUGCCAGGGUUCAAACACUACACUAGCAUGGUGAGUUUGUUGAGUAGGGCAGGUUUAUUGGAGGAAGCAGUUGAUUUAAUUAACAAAGCCCCUUCUGCCAAGAGAUAUCCUGAGCUAUGGAGAAUUCUACUGAGCUCUUGUGUGACAUUUAAAGAUUUGUCCAUUGGUGUUCAUGCUGCUGACCAGGCAUUAGAGCAGGAUCCAGAUGAUAUCUCAACACAUAUACUGCUUUCAAACCUCUAUGCCUCUAUAGGGAAAUGGGACGAUGUGUCUGCAAUUAGGAGAAGGAUCAGAGGGCUGUUGAUUGAAAAGGAGCCUGGGCUUAGCUGGAUUGAGAUUAAGAAAACGGUCCAUGUGUUCUCUGCAGACGAUGAAUGCCAUACUCAUAUAGAUGAUUGUCGUGAUGAGUUGCUUAGAAUAAAGGGAAACAUGGGAUUGUUGGAUAGUUGUGAAAAUGAAUUAGUGUCAAAUGGCUAAGUUGCCAUGAACUGAUUUCAGUUAAACAGGAGUUGUCAUGCUUUCCCUCAUGACACUAAGAAAGAUGAUGUGUAUAAUUAAACAUUUGAGUGUAACAAAUAAUGAAAAGUUGCAUAUCAGCACUUGAUCGGCUA